This is a messenger RNA of Sinocyclocheilus grahami, 4026 nucleotides long. RefSeq names its product autism susceptibility gene 2 protein-like. Lineage: Eukaryota; Metazoa; Chordata; Actinopteri; Cypriniformes; Cyprinidae. The annotation marks the transcript as partial. The transcript has 12 exons. The record is from RefSeq and is a predicted model, not a curated record.
UGCGACAGCGAGAGUGACAUCGAUGACAAGGCAUCUGAUAUAGGAUCAGAGAAGCUUUUCUCGCCUACUGCACCUAAAGUGACACCAACGAAUGAGAAUCUCGGGUCCAAAACUUCCAGCUCGACCAAAGUGUCUGGCCUUCAGCGUAGCCAGGAACAGAGUAACGACGUUUCGUUUGUCCCGCCGAUCUCAAGUCCGACUCCAGCGUCGCCCCCUACGGGGUCUCCUGCCCCUGCUGCGGCGGCAGCGCCCGCGCCUAGACCGCACCCGCUCUCCACGAACCCUCUCGCUAUCAAGAAGGAAUCUGUGCCCCCUAACCCCACCCCGUCCCUCCUGAGGAACCAAUCACAUUCACUGGAGCACAGAGUCCCGCCCCCAUUGCACCACAGCCAGCCAGUCAUCAGUCACCGUCAUCAUCCUUCGCCAUACAGCAGUCUUCACGACAUCAGCAACAACCCUUCCACGCUUCCUCCAAAAUACCACCUGCCUCACUCCCCUCAUCACCUCAGCGGCCUCCCGUCUCCUGCUCCUCCUCUUCCUCUCUCCAUAGCCGGUCUGCCCUCCUCCCACUACUCCCUUCACUCGCCCUCUCACCUCUCCAGCCAUCCGGCCAUGUUCGCCAACCCUGCUACACUGCCUCCUCCACCCACCUUACCGACCAACAGCCUGGUGGUGCCAGGACACCCUGCCGGACCACCCUAUCCAGAUGUUUCAAGAGUGAGGAGAAAUGGGGCACGCAUCAGAGAGCAUGAUCUUCUGCGGCAGGAGCUGAACAACCGCUUCCUGGUUCAGAGCUCGGAGCGAGGUCGGGGGGCGGCGCCGGGGGCCACAGGGUCGCCGUUGGCCCCUGUGUCGCUCCUCCGAGCCGAGUUUCACCAACAUCAGCAUAUGCACCAGCACCAACACAUGCAUCAGCACACCUUCACGCCCUUCCCUGCCAGUCUGCCCCCGGCAGCCAUCAUUGGGCCGCCCACUGCACCUCCCAUGUUCGACAAGUACGCCCCAAAGCUGGACAAUCCUUUCUUGAGACAUUCAAAUUUCUUUCCCUCCUAUCCACCAACAAUGCCAGGCAUGCCUCCAUUGCUUCCACAUUCAGGGCCCUUCAGUUCACUGCAAGGAGCCUUCCAGCCAAAGGUUAGACCUCAAAACUACGCAUUCACAUCAUGUGGGAAGUUCCCGUUGUAUUCAAUAGGAUCGGGACAUCCAGCUGCUUCACCCUAUGGACCGUCUCCUCACCACGCUGGCUUCCUGCCUCCUAGCCAUUUGGCAGAUCCAUUCAGUCGCUCCAGUACCUUUGGCGGCCUCAGCAACCUUUCAAGCAGUGCCUUCGGUGGAUUAGGCAACCCAACCCUCGGGGCCAACAGUGUAUUUGGACCCAAAGAGGGUCCAGGGCUGCCUGGUCUCAGUAGUCCUCAUCAUGACACCUGGAAUCGGCUGCACCGAACACCACCCUCCUUCCCAACCCCUCCACAGUGGCCCAAAUCCGCAGAUGCAGAAAGAAGCAGCUCUGCAAACAGCCAUGACAGAGAGCGGGAGCGGGAGAAAGAAAAAGAACGAGAAAGAGACAAAAGGGACUCUUCUAUUGGGAAGGAAGAGAAGGAUAAAGACAGAGACUCUUUAGAUCGUAAUCGUCAUUCGAACCGCUCUUCUCCAGCUUCCGCUCCCGUUAGCUACCAGAUCAGCAGCCUGAUCCGCUCCAACAGCCAGAACUCGAACGACUCCGGCAGACACCGCAGCGGUAGUGCCGACCGCAACCGUGAGCCAGAGAAAGAGUUGCUGGACCGCCAGCGAGAGCCAGGCAUUUUGGGAGACAUAAAGGUGAAGGAAAGUCGUUCUCCAGGAAAGGAAAUCACAGACAGACGUUCCUCAGAUGACUCUCUUAAAUCCGUCCACCGAUCAACCUCUCCGUACUCGAAAAAUGUCCUUAACGAUGCAGGAAUCAAGAUGGGUAUCCCACAACCGCCACCUAUGAAAGAAAGUGAGAGGGAUAGGAAGGAGACCGGCUCAGGGGAUCUGCUACAGAAGGUGAAGAAUGACAUGAAGAUCAAGGAGGAACGCAAGGAAGAGCAAGACGUGAUGGUGGUUGGAUCCGAAGCUGCCACUAAACCUCAAGUCCCUCCUCCGCCUCACCAAACCACACCAAUUGCUCACCACCCUGCGCUAUCCCAUCAGCCUCCUCCGCAGUCUCCUCGCUGUAGUGACCCUCCAACACCGUCCUCACUUCACGGCGUCCCCAUGCCACACUCGUUGCCGCUCACUCUGAGUGCCAUGCAUCAAAUGGGAAGUCUGAAUGCACUUGAACGCACCCGCAUGGCACCUUUUAUGGGAGUCAGCCCUCUCGCAGCAGGUCGAGACCGCCUUCCUCAUCCGGCGUAUUGCUGGGAUCCCCUACGAGAGGCUUACAGAAACCUUGACCUUCAACGGCGUAUGGACUUCCAGCUGCGUUCUGAGCCCGGACACCGCUUCCCUGGUGUCUACGAUCCAGAACGGCUCUAUCGGGAUCGGGAGCCACAUGACUACUCCCACCACGAACACCUCCUUGAAUUUCGGCGGGAACAGGAGAGACUGAGGCAACAGGCUGAGGAAAGGGAACGGUUGCAUUUAAGGGAGGAAAUAGAUCGGGCAAGGCUCCACCAGCUUCACCAAUCACCCAUCGAAGGACACUUACCCCACAUGCCGCCAUUUAUGUCGCACCUUGGUGGGAUGCCGUACCCAAGGCUUAGCCCUUCAACAGGACAUAACGGACUUCUUAACCGGACACCCCCAACUGCAGCACUAAGUGCCCCUCCUCCUCUGGUACCCUCUGGUGCUGCCAGACCAGCGUCCCCAAGACGGACUACGCCAAUCACCACCCAGGACCCUCGGGAGUACUCACCGUCACGCAACCCCAAAGAAGUGGAGGCACGGUAACAUACAGAAAGAAGAAUGCCUCAUUUGAGUUGGACACUGGCAACAUGCACUUAUUUUCACACAAAGUAGAGUAAUUGAUAAAUAGAUAUGUGUAAUUUGUACAAAUGUUUGUACCUUGGAACAAGCACAUCAACAGUUUUUUUUUAAUUGAUUGGAGUUGGGGAAAAGAGUUGGUAGCUACAACUCGUGGUAGCGUAAGACGUAAAAGUGAACUACCAACCGGAAAUGUGAUAUUAAUAUAUUAAUCCGAUGCCUUUUCAGUUUUCAUGUGAAAAGACAUUCUGAAAUUUGUUUGUACAUUUCCUAUCCCUCAUGUACAGACUUUUUUUUAUGUAUUUGCAUUGUUUCAUUCGUUCCCUGCCCUGUAUUUAUCCUAGUGAGCUGCUGGAUAUGGAUGUCUACAUAUCUGAAUUGGUAUGAUCUCAGCUGAUUUGCUCUAUGGUACCUGGAAAUAUUCAGCGGUGGCCAUGUACAAAGUUACAUUUUGGAGAGGGUUUUGUUUGUUUGCUUGAUUUUCUUUUUGAGAUAUGCAGACAAAUAUGUAUUACGAUAUUCUUGUUUGGUUUAUGUAAAAUUUAAAGAUAUUGUAAAUAUCUUGUUGAUAUUACUUGGAACGAAAUGACAUCGUACAUUUGUUAGGCUUUUCAAAUGUUUCUAAAAAACAAUGAAAUGAAACAGAACCACUUCCAGGUUGAAAACCGUGGUGACGGAGUUGUCCAAUCAGAGAGGAGGACUCGAAUGGGGGUGCUGUCAUGGCGGUGCAAUCUAUGCAAAGAUGAUUAAGAGUGUUCUGAUUGGACGGUUAUAAAAUGGAGUUCUAAAGUGGGAGCCUGGAUAACUGUUAUUCAUUUGUCUAAUGAAGAGCCAAUGAAACAAACAGCUAUAAACUUCCGGGUCAUAAAGGAACUGCUUUAGCAGUGAACACUUCUCCAGCCACAAAACCUGGACAUCUGAGAAACAUAUUGGAAUGGUUGGGGUGGCAAUAGACUCUUUCUGUCGACCUUGUGGUGUUGUGCAGUUGUUUUUCUUAGACUCUUGUAUACAAAACAAGUAGAGCUUUAGGCGUGAAAAAAAUGAAAAUGAACAUUCAUGGUUUAAAAAUGUAUGGAAUAAAGG